Messenger RNA from Anopheles cruzii, 3573 nucleotides. RefSeq names its product dihydropyrimidinase (gene CRMP). Gene Ontology annotation, cellular component: cytosol; cytoplasm. The transcript is spliced from 8 exons. Gene Ontology annotation, molecular function: dihydropyrimidinase activity. Bases 341 to 2152 code for a protein of 603 amino acids. Gene Ontology annotation, biological process: pyrimidine nucleobase catabolic process. The record is from RefSeq and is a predicted model, not a curated record. NCBI's taxonomy places the organism in Eukaryota, Metazoa, Arthropoda, Insecta, Diptera, Culicidae.
AAAUCGAAGUCGCGUAUCUUUGCUUCAUCCGCCCGACGAUAAUCGUGGAAAUUCUGGACAGUGACAGUGAAAAGUGAGAAAACCGAAAAAGGGUGUCAAGCAGCUAACCGUACCCCCGGAACACAGUGUAAAAUAAUACGCACAGCACAAAACAGAAACAAUAACGAGAACAACAGAGCCAAUAGAGCGCUGAGCGGCAACCCCCCAAUCCGAGUGCGGAAUCAGCGGCAGCUUCCAGUGCCGACCGGAAGGGCGGAAACUUUUGACCGAAAAAUCAACAAACAAACGAAGCCUCUGGCCAGUACCAGCCGCAACAGCAGCAGCAGCAGCACAUCGGAAAAUGGCAUCCCCACCGCCGGCCCCAGUGAAGAAAGUGCCGAUUCAUCUGCAGAGUGCUCAAAACCGACUGUACAUCAAGCGAGGACACGUCGUCAACCACGAUGGAAUGCAACAGGCGGACGUCUACAUCGAGGACGGAACCGUCCGGUACGUGGGUUCCGGGGCGGACUUCGUGGUCCCGGGUGGUUGCCGUACGAUAGAUGCCACCGGUAAGCUGGUGAUCCCCGGCGGUAUCGAUCCGCACACACAUUUCCAGCUCGAGUUCGGUGGUACGGUGUCGGUGGACGACUUCUACAAGGGCACCAAGGCCGCCGUUGCCGGUGGCACCACGACAAUCAUGGACUUUGUGCUGCCAAAAAAGGGCGAAUCCCUGCUGGAAGCUUACGACGAGUGGCGCGUCCGGGCCGACCCGAAGGUAGUCUGCGACUACGGACUGCACGUCGGCAUUACCUGGUGGUCGAAAUCGGUCCGCGAUGAGAUGAAGAUACUGUGCCAGGAGCGAGGCGUCAAUUCGUUCAAGUGUUUUAUGGCCUACAAAGGGUUGUACCAGCUGAACGACUCCGAGUUGUACGAGGUGUUCGAGACGUGCAAGGAGCUCGGAGCCGUCGCGAUGGUACACGCCGAGAACGGGGACAUCAUUGCCAAGAAUGUCACCAAGUUGCUGGCCGACGGCGUGACCGGCCCGGAAGGCCACGAACUGAGCCGCACCGAGGAGGUCGAGGCGGAGGCCGUCAAUCGCGCUUGCGUCAUUGCGCAUCAGGCUCACUGUCCACUUUACGUCGUGCAUGUGAUGAGUAAAUCUGCCGGCAUAGAAGUGGCCCGCGCCAGACACCGGUACAACGGUGCCGGGAUCUUCGGUGAGACGUUGGCGGCCGCGGUCGGUACCGACGGUACAAACUAUCAGCAUAAAUGCUGGCACCAUGCGGCCGCACAUGUCCUCAGCCCACCGCUAAGACCCGAUCCUACCACACCGGAGUUCCUAAUGAAGCUGUUGGCUUACGACGAUCUGCAGACGACGGGUAGUGACAAUUGUACGUUCAACCGCAACCAGAAGGAGCUGGGGCUGAAAGACUUCUCCAAAAUUCCGAACGGCGUGAACGGUGUCGAGGAUCGCAUGUCCGUCGUGUGGGAGAAGGGCGUUCAAACGGGCAUGAUCGAUCCGCAGCGCUUCGUAGCAAUCACCAGCACGAACUCGGCCAAGAUCUUCAAUCUGUACCCACGCAAGGGCCGCAUUGCGCCCGGUUCCGAUGCCGAUCUGGUCGUCUGGGACCCGAAAGCGGUACGCACAAUUUCGGCCUCCACGCACCAUCAGGCAUGUGAUUUCAACAUCUUCGAGGGCAUGAAGUGCCACGGUGUGCCCGAGUUUGUGAUUGUUCGCGGCCGUGUCUGCGUCGAGUACGAUCUGAUUCGGGUGGCCGAGGGUCAGGGUUCGUUCCUGGAGACACCCGUCUACCCGUCGUUCGUGUACGACGCACUGAACGGCGUGAAACGUGAGCCGGACGACGAGUCGGACGAGAAGCACGCUCGCAAUGGGCUACAAGGCCUGGAUCUGCACCAGAAGUCGGGUCACGACGGCGAUAUGCCGGACGCGUACGGGCUCCCGGAUAAGUACAUUCCCGGACCGGCGCUCAGUGUUAUUUCUGGCGACUCGCAAAUCAGCACACCGCACAGUGCUCGUGGCCACCGUCCCGACGGAACCAAGAACAUGCAGCAGUCCACCUUCUCCAUCAGUGAGGAACUCGAUAAGUCCGAGAGUCGUUCGUGCAUCCGCGUAAGAGCCCCGCCCGGUGGCAAAUCUUCCGGCUUCUGGUAGAUCGACGACCGCGCGGCGACGUCUUCCACUCCGCGAGAGCCGUAGACAAAUAAUGGUUGAAAGACCCGACCCAACAACCAGGCAGGACACGCGGAUGGUAGGCAGUGUUACCUCAACGCUAUCACCUCCAACCUUCCAAAGAGAGCACACGUACCAAAACCGAGCAGACCGUCAUCCAGCAAACACUAUUAUUGAUAGUAUCGAGGGCGAAGAGGCAGUGGAACAGUAACCGGCAGUGAUUACGAUUACGGCAUCCACUAUGGCCAGUCGCCAGUCUAAGUACAAGCAUAUCGAUAACGAGGGGCUCAGCGGACCCCGUCAAGAUCGCAACACAAGAAGUUCAGUCGAUGAUGAAGUAGGUCGAACGCGAUGAGAGUACCAAACAAUCAGCGUAAUAAAUAAAUCUUUGCUAAUAACAAUAGAUGUAGCACCGUCGCCGUUCCGGUCGGCCUUGCUUGCGUACUCACAAUAUUGUGUGGCUCAGUUUAAGUUACGCGCCGUACCACUAUAAAGCCUUUAGUGAAAUUGAAUGUACUAUUGAUUGCGCCACCGAGCGGAGGGAAACCAAAUUCUAUUUAUUUUUCAUUGAAUUAUUUUGUAAGAUUAACUCCGUCUUGUUAUUGAACCUAAACCGAUAUGAAACAAUAGUCAAAGUUUGAACGAUGGUCGUUGUUACUUACCUAGAGUCUGGAUGUUGCAGCCGAAACAGCGUCGAUGGUGACAGGGCAGGGUGGAACGCAACCAACCAUGCCGUUACUGACCCGGUCUACGACGGAACAUCCGGCAAUCCGCGGCAAGCAUGUGCAAUCGAUAGUAGUAAUAUCUGCAGGAAUCAAACAACUCUCUCUCAAUUUACGCACAAUGUCUUGGCUACAAACAAGUCGCUUGCACUUUCCCAGUGGACGAAGCGAAUAGUUACGAAUUCGGAAUUCAAGAAAAGCGAUUAGCAGUGCACAACAGCGCAAUGACAGUGGUGGAGCCACAAAUUAAAGACCAACGGACAGGGGUUAGCAAGGUAACUUUUCGCCUGGAAGCCAGCCGGUAGAAGGAUCGCAUUUUUUAAACUGUAGCUAGGAAUUGAGAAUUCAGAUGCAAAGGCAGAUGCUUUCGGAAGGAAUGCGGUAAGAGCGGAUCUCGUAAUGGCACACUUAGCUAUUAGAGCGUUUGGGACCCAACGCGAUUGCGGCUUUGAUUUGAUUUGAUGUGUUUUUCGGUGUUUUCGUUGCUCGAUAGCUCAGCACACAGCUUUUGCUGAGCUCUGCUGCUUCGUUCCGGAGCAAUGCUGAAACUCCACUGAUUGCCUGCUUCGUAAACCUAGCUCCAAAUUUACACUGUACUAAAAGGCGAUGUUUAUUCGUAGUAUUGAUAAGCGAAAGAAACCAUUAAUGAUAAUUUGAAACGUUUGAAUCAUAUAUUGGAAA